Patella vulgata (common limpet) is the source of this 1032-nucleotide messenger RNA. RefSeq names its product 39S ribosomal protein L32, mitochondrial. Bases 42 to 614 code for a protein of 190 amino acids. The transcript is spliced from 3 exons. NCBI's taxonomy places the organism in Eukaryota, Metazoa, Mollusca, Gastropoda, Patellidae. The record is from RefSeq and is a predicted model, not a curated record. Gene Ontology annotation, biological process: translation. Gene Ontology annotation, molecular function: structural constituent of ribosome. Gene Ontology annotation, cellular component: mitochondrial large ribosomal subunit.
UUUUGUAGCCAACCAGAGGCAAGAUUACAAUUGAUAUCAAGAUGGCGGCGCCCUACGGCAUGACUCGGCUCUUAGGAGCAUUUCGCCGUUUUGAACAUGCAGUAUUUCAAUGGAUGGGACUGCAUCCACCUCCAGGUUUUCAAGCUGAAUUAGUUUAUGAUAUCCAACCUGUAGAAAAUCAUGUUAACAAUCAACAGUCAUCUACUAAAUCUAUAUUACAAGAUAUAUUUGACAGUAUCUUGCUGGCAGUUCCAAAAAGUAGAAGAACUGCUGAGAAAAACAGAACAAGAAAAAUGUCCAUGAAAGGUCAUUAUGAAUAUGCUGUUCCUAAGAAUAAUAUAAUUGCUUGUUUGGAAUGUGGAAAUUGGCAUGAAAAGGAAACAAUUUGUGGUCACUGUUAUCAAACUGUUAAAACUGAAACUGAAGAAAUGCAGAAAGCUAUGGGACUCGAUGCCUUAAAAUAUGAUGCACCCCGGUCAGAAGUUGUUUUUUUAUAUGAUGGAGAAGAGCAGGAAAGACCUAAAUAUAAUGGAAAAUAUAUUGUUGAAAUGAAAAAACAGAGACCAGAAUGGUUUUCUAAAAAUUUAAUGACUAAAGCACACAAUUCUAAAUGAAUUUUAUGUGCAUGAACAAAAUAAACGUAAACAAUAAACAAAUACCAUAAUCGCAUAUGCCAUCAAAAAAGUAUAUAUACAUACAUAUAGUGUGGAUCGUGAUAAUCAAAUGAUUUUCGAUUUUCUCUCUUCUAGUUGACGUAGAACAGUUUUCUGAGCUUUAUACAAUGGGAACAUUGAAUUGCAUUCUGCCACCAUCUUAAAAUCAAAUUACAGAAAAGGCAGAUGGCACUGGAUUGAGCUUUAUUGUGUAAUAUUGUCAUUUAAAACCACAAAUAAUAUAGUAGCUAUUAGUUCUACCGCUUCUGAGAGAGUCAAUCUAAACAGUUGACUUUAUGUGUGAAUGGAAAACAUGUGAUUGCUACAAGAGCUGGUAAUAGUGCUGUGUAAUUAAAAUUAUAUUAAAAAAUUCAUUUUC